AUGCCUGAAAGUCUAAAUCAUAUUGAUAAAAAUAUCUCAAAAGAAGAAAAAUAUAAACAAAUAAUAAUUGAAAUAAAACAUUUAAUUCAACAUGAAAAUGAUUUAAUAGCAAAUCUUGCUAAUAUUAGUGCUAUUCUUAAAGAAAUAUUUUCUUUUUGGUGGGUUGGUUUUUAUUUAGUUAAAAAUAAUCAAUUGGUACUUGGUCCAUUUCAAGGUUCAUUAGCUUGUACAAGAAUUCAAUUAAAUAAAGGUGUUUGUGGUACAAGUUGGGGACAACGUAAAACAAUUGUCGUUAAAAAUGUUCAUGAAUUUCCUGGUCAUAUUGCUUGUUCAUCGGCUUCAUUAUCUGAAAUUGUACUGCCUAUUAUUCGAAUAUCAUCAAAUGAUGAACAAGCACAAGUAUUAGGAGUAUUGGAUAUCGAUAGUGAAUAUGAAGCUCAUUUUGAUGAUGUCGAUCAAUAUUAUCUUGAAGAACUCGUGCGCGAAUGCAUUGAACCAUGUUUUAGUUAA
This is a messenger RNA of Rotaria sordida, 510 nucleotides long. The record is from the annotation of a GenBank genome assembly. Lineage: Eukaryota; Metazoa; Rotifera; Eurotatoria; Philodinida; Philodinidae.